Messenger RNA from Hyaena hyaena (striped hyena), 830 nucleotides. It is a transcript of the gene EIF4EBP1, whose product is annotated as eukaryotic translation initiation factor 4E binding protein 1. Gene Ontology annotation, cellular component: cytoplasm. Gene Ontology annotation, molecular function: eukaryotic initiation factor 4E binding. Gene Ontology annotation, biological process: negative regulation of translational initiation. The record is from RefSeq and is a predicted model, not a curated record. The transcript has 3 exons. NCBI's taxonomy places the organism in Eukaryota, Metazoa, Chordata, Mammalia, Carnivora, Hyaenidae. The coding region runs from base 49 to 405 and encodes 118 amino acids.
GCGGCCGGAGGGCCACGCUCCAGCUGCAGGCACCGCGAGCUGGAGAUCAUGUCCGGGGGCAGCAGCUGCAGCCAGACCCCAAGCCGGGCCAUCCCGGCCACUCGCCGGGUGGACCUUGGCGACGGCGUGCAGCUGCCGCCCGGGGACUACAGCACCACUCCUGGCGGCACGCUCUUCAGCACCACCCCGGGAGGUACCAGGAUCAUUUACGACCGGAAGUUCCUGAUGGAAUGUCGGAACUCGCCUGUGACCAAAACACCUCCACGGGACCUGCCCACUAUUCCCGGGGUCACCAGCCCGACCAGUGAGGAGACCCCCACAGAAACCAGGCAGAACCACCUGCGCAACAGCCCAGAAGAGAAGCCGGCAGGUGGUGAAGAGUCACAGUUUGAGAUGGACAUUUAAAGGACCAGCCAUCGAAUUGAGCGAUGCCUCUGGGCCCCUCUGGCCCUUCUCGGGAAGAGUAACACCAGCCAGACCUUUUGCAAGUUUUAAUCCUGGGCAGGCGUUGAGCUUGGGGCCGGCCGGCCCAGGCCUCUGCUCCCUCACUCAGGGCACCUGCUCCCCCUUCCUCUUCGUGAACACCAGCAGAUACCUCCAUGUGCCUCCAUUCAUGCACCCUAAGGGGAGUGACUCUUCAGGAGCACACCCUGCAGCCCAGGGCCAGGAACUGGACAUGGAGGAGCCCUUCUGAAUCAUGGCCCGGCUCUUCCAGUCCCAACCUCUGGGGGCGCACCCACUCCUUUCUUAGGUUGGUGUGUGUGCAAAAACUCCCCUCCCCUCCUUCCCCAAGAGAGGAAAUAAAAGCCACCUUCGCCCUAGGGCCAAGA